GUACACUUGUCCCCUCCGUGCGUCUUAUUCCUCCCCGCAUCCAUCAUGGCGGGCUGGUUCUCCUCUGCCUCACCGCUCGAUGAGCAGAUCGAGCGCGCUACCGCGUCUUCUCUUGAAGAUAUCGCUCUGAAUCUCGAAAUAUCUGAUCUUAUUCGAUCAAAGGGUGUACAGCCGAAAGAUGCUAUGCGAUCUUUGAAGCGACGAUUAGAGAACAAGAACCCUAACAUUCAGAUAGCGACUUUGAAGCUAACGGAUACCUGUGUCAAAAAUGGCGGAACCCAUUUCCUGGCCGAGAUUGCAUCAAGAGAGUUCAUGGACAACCUUGUCUCGCUCCUUAAAGCGGAAGGUGUCCCGCUGAACUCGAGUGUGAGGGACUUGAUGUUAGCGCUGAUACAGGACUGGGCUAUGGCUGCGCAAGGACGCAUGGACUUGAGCUAUCUUGGGGAGACAUACCGGAAGCUGCAAAUGGAAGGCUUCCAGUUCCCGCCCAAGAGUGCGAUUAGUGGGAGUAUGCUGGAAAGCAGUGCGCCUCCGGAAUGGAUCGACUCCGACGUUUGUAUGCGCUGCCGGACGCCCUUCAGUUUUAUGAAUCGCAAACACCACUGCAGGAACUGCGGAAACGUCUUUGAUGCGCAAUGUUCCAGCAAGACCCUGCCAUUACCCCAUCUUGGAAUCCUACAGCCCGUUCGCGUCGAUGACGGGUGCUACGCGAAGCUAACUUCAAAGCCGUUUAAUCAAGGCUCUUUGGCGGAUCGAUCGACUUUCAAGAACAACUCGAUCACAAAAUCCAAUGUGUUGGAACCCCGCGCGGCCAGGGUGGAAUCGGGCUUCGAUGAGGAUUUGCGCCGAGCCUUGCAGAUGAGCCUGGAAGAGGCUCAAAAUAAGUCUUCAAGCGGAUAUGUGCCGCAGCCUAAACCCGCCCAAGCGCCCGCGAAUACACAGCCGCAGCCUAGUACUGAUGAGGAGGAGGACGCGGAUUUGAAAGCGGCAAUAGAGGCUUCGCUCCGAGAUAUGGAAGAACACAAGCAAAAGUAUGCUGCCGCGUUAAAAAACAACACUUCAGCCGAGUCGUCGCGUGAAACCCCCGCCGCAGCAUCACUACCUAAGAACCCAUACGAACUCAGUCCUGUUGAGGUUGAGAACAUUCAUCUCUUCUCAACCCUCGUUGACCGAUUGCAACAUCAACCCCCGGGCACGAUUCUCCGGGAACCUCAAAUCCAGGAAUUGUAUGAAAGUAUCGGAGCGCUUCGGCCAAAGCUGGCACGCAGCUAUGGUGAAACGAUGAGCAAGCAUGACACUUUGCUGGAUCUCCAUGCCAAACUGUCCACAGUGGUACGAUAUUACGAUCGCAUGUUGGAAGAAAGACUAUCGAGCGCAUACUCGCAACAUAACCUGGGUUACGGCCCCGUCCCUGGGGGCGCUCAAUACCCGAACAUCUACCCAUCGAUGCCUUCUACAACAGCUGAAGUGAGACCGGGCGCAGAAAAUUUCUAUUACGGGAAUUCGGGCGUCGAACCACCAGCGCCUGCUCGCACGCCUUACUCGCAGCCACCUCUUGAACGCGAGAACGGCGUGGUGAGCUCUUCGAUGCACCCACCACUUCAACAGCCUUCUUCAGGUCCGUACUGGAACCCGAAUAAUCAUUCAAUCGCAUCGCCUCAGCCAAACGUCAACGCAUUCAAUAGCAAUAACACGCCUUACCCUGGCCCAGGUGCUCCGUCACAAUUCUAUACUUCCUCGGCAUACCAAGAACCGGAGAAGCUGUUUCAGCAACCUAGGCAAGGGGAGCCUGAGUCGCCUUACCAGCCGUCUCCAGUGACGAAUCGCGACUCGUACUAUCAGUCCGCAGGGUUGCCGUCCAACCCUGUAGAGCAACAGCCGCCAGUCGAUCAUGGGCAAUCCCCAGGUCACGCGCAGCCAGCAGAUUCGCGAUCAUCGCAGUCGGGGCAGCCUAAAGCGACUGAGCCGUCGGCUCAAUCGUAUUAUCUACCACAGGAGCAACAACAGCAACAACAACAACAACAGCAGCAGUCUGCACAAGGAACGGGCUACCAAGGAUAUCCCCAGGGAAACACAAAUUACCAAGCUCCUUACGGAGGGGACGUCUCUCCUAUCAGCGCGCCCCCUCCUGUGCAGUAUCAGCAACCAGCGGCGCCUCGACCGGUUGUGGAGGAGAGCCUGAUCGAGUUGUAG
Aspergillus nidulans FGSC A4 is the source of this 2193-nucleotide messenger RNA. RefSeq names its product ESCRT-0 subunit protein VPS27 (gene vps27). Gene Ontology annotation, cellular component: cytoplasm; endosome membrane. Lineage: Eukaryota; Fungi; Ascomycota; Eurotiomycetes; Eurotiales; Aspergillaceae. Bases 46 to 2193 code for a protein of 715 amino acids. The record is from RefSeq and is a predicted model, not a curated record. The transcript has 4 exons. Gene Ontology annotation, molecular function: ubiquitin binding; phosphatidylinositol binding; metal ion binding.